AUGUGCUCCAGACAGACCUCCGGAGGCUGCCAUGAAACGUCCUCCCAGUCCAGCGGGUGCCACAGCGGGGGCUCCUGCUGCCACGGCGGCAGCUCCUCCAGCUACCAAGCGCAGGGCUCCUCCUGCUGCGGGGACUCUGGCUCGGGCAGCUGCGGCGGGGGCAGCGGGGGCUCUGGCAAGAUCAUUGUCAGCUCUGGCGGUGGAGGAAGUGGAUGCUGCUGCAGUGGGGGCUCCUCAGGCUACAGCAUGGGAGGAGGAUACAGCGGUGGCAGUGGGGGAUCAGGCCAGAAGAUCGUUGUCACCUCAGGCGGUGGAGGAGGAGGCUCAUCAGGCUGCUGCAGUGGGGGAUCCAGUGGUGGGUCUUCAGGAUCAAAGAGCAUAAUUGGAGGUGGAGGUAGUGGAGGAUCAUCUGGAUGCUGCGGUGGGGGAUCCAGUGGUGGGUCUUCAGGAGGCAAGAUCAUCAUUGUAGGUGGAGGGAGUGGAGGUUCCUCUGGAUGCUGCAGUGGAGGGUCCAGUGGUGGCAUGGGAGGAGGAUCCAGUGGUGGGUCUUCAGGAUCAAAGAGCAUAAUUGGAGGUGGAGGUAGUGGAGGAUCAUCUGGAUGCUGCGGUGGGGGAUCCAGUGGUGGGUCUUCAGGAGGCAAGAUCGUCAUUGUAGGUGGAGGGAGUGGAGGUUCCUCUGGAUGCUGCAGUGGUGGGUCCAGUGGUGGGUCUUCAGGAUCAAAGAGCAUAAUUGGAGGUGGAAGUAGUGGAGGCUCAUCAGGCUGCUGCAGUGGGGGAUCCAGUGGUGGGUCUUCAGGAGGCAAGAUCAUCAUUGUAGGUGGGGGGAGUGGGGGAUCCUCUGGAUGCUGCAGUGGAGGAUCCAGUGGUGGCAUGGGAGGAGGGUCCAGUGGUGGGUCUUCAGGAUCAAAGAGCAUAAUUGGAGGUGGAGGUAGUGGAGGAUCAUCUGGAUGCUGCGGUGGGGGAUCCAGUGGUGGGUCUUCAGGAGGCAAGAUCAUCAUUGUAGGUGGAGGGAGUGGAGGUUCCUCUGGAUGCUGCAGUGGAGGAUCCAGUGGUGGGUCUUCAGGAUCAAAGAGCAUAAUUGGAGGUGGAGGUAGUGGAGGCUCAUCAGGCUGCUGCAGUGGAGGAUCCAGUGGUGGGUCUUCAGGAGGCAAGACCAUCAUUGGAGGUGGAGGCAGUGGGGGAUCCUCUGGAUGCUGCAGUGGAGGAUCCAGUGGUGGCAGUGGCGGUUCCUCAGGCCACACAAUCAUCAUCAGCUCCGGAGGGGGCAGCGGAGGGUCCAGCCAGUCCAUGCAGCAGAAAUGCCCCAUUGUCAUUCCCCACAUUGAAUCCCAUCAGACCAAGCAGGCCUGCCACUGGCCCCCCAGCCACCAGAAGUAA
This is a messenger RNA of Gavia stellata (red-throated loon), 1377 nucleotides long. RefSeq lists its product as uncharacterized. Lineage: Eukaryota; Metazoa; Chordata; Aves; Gaviiformes; Gaviidae. The record is from RefSeq and is a predicted model, not a curated record. The transcript has a single exon. The coding region runs from base 1 to 1377 and encodes 458 amino acids.